CGCGGACAGACCGGUGAGGGGAAGUUUACUGAGGUCCUGAGGUCCUUCUCUAUGCCGGGGCUGCUGCUGCUGAACCAUGCCGACUGUCAGUGUGAAGAGAGACCUGCUGUACCAGGCCCUGGGCCGGACAUACACUGAUGAAGAGUUUGAUGAGCUCUGCUUUGAAUUUGGAUUGGAGUUAGAUGAGAUUACCUCCGAGAGAGAAAUCCUCAGCAAAGAAAAAGGUGAUGGAAAAGUGGACGGAGCAUCAGAUGUCAUUCUCUUCAAGAUUGAUGUGCCUGCCAACCGCUACGACCUGUUGUGUCUGGAGGGACUGGUUCGUGGGCUGCAAGUAUUUAAAGAGAGGAUCGAUGCCCCUAGAUAUAAAAGGAUUACACCUGCCGACAGUCAGCUCCAAAGGCUGUUCAUCACAGAGGAGACAGCCGCAGUACGCCCCUUUGCAGUGGCCGCUGUGCUCCGGAACAUAACAUUCACCAAGGAGCGAUAUGAAAACUUCAUUGAUCUGCAAGAGAAACUCCACCAGAACAUAUGCAGGCGGAGAGCACUGGUGGCAAUUGGAACCCAUGAUCUAGACACCAUCACAGGACCAUUUAUUUACACCGCAAAGCCUCCCUCCAGUAUCAAAUUCAGACCACUGAACCAAAGCAAAGAGUACACUGCACCAGAGCUGAUGGAGCUCUACAGGACUGACAGCCACCUGAAACAUUUCCUGCACAUAAUUGAAGACAAACCAGUCUAUCCCGCGAUCUAUGACAGCAAUGGGGUGCUGCUUUCUAUGCCGCCAAUCAUCAAUGGGGAUCACACAAAAAUCAGCUUGAAUACCCACAACGUAUUUAUAGAAUGCACAGCCACGGAUCUUACAAAGGCUAAAAUAGUUCUGGAUAUUAUGGUCACUAUGUUCAGUGAAUACUGCAGUCAACCAUUCACCGUGGAGGCUGCUGAGGUUAUUUACCCAGAUGGAAAAAGUUACUUCUACCCGGAGCUGGCAUACAGGAAAGAAACGCUUGCUGCCCACAAAAUAAACAGCAAAAUUGGGAUCAGGGAGACUCCAGACAAGUUGGCUAAACUACUUACACGGAUGUGUCUGAAAUCUCAAGUGUUGGAAGAUGGGGAGCAGCUGGAGGUUGAGAUCCCCCCUACACGAGCAGACAUUAUUCACGCCUGUGACAUUGUAGAGGAUGCAGCUGUCGCCUUUGGUUACAAUAACAUCCAGAUGACCAUCCCCAAAACGUACACCAUUGCUAACCAGUUGCCUCUCAAUAAGCUGACAGAAUUGCUGCGUCAGGACUUGGCCGCUGCCGGCUUCACCGAAGCUCUGACCUUCGCCUUGUGUUCAGUUGAUGAUAUUGCAGAUAAACUGGGGAUUCCUGUCUCCGCCACCAACGCUGCACACAUUGCAAAUCCCAAGACUGCAGAAUUUCAGGUGGCUCGCACAACCUUACUGCCCGGCUUAUUGAAAACGGUUGCAGCCAAUCGCAAAAUGCCUCUCCCUUUGAAACUGUUUGAAAUAUCCGAUGUGGUGACAAAGGACAACACUAAAGAUGUCGGAGCGAGGAAUUUUCGUCACCUGUGCGCAGUCUAUUACAACAAGAACCCGGGGUUUGAGGUCAUACACGGCCUGCUGGACCGCAUCAUGCAGCUGUUAGCAGUCAGUCCUGGCACCGAGAAAGGAUACCGGAUCAAAGCUGCGGAGGAUCCAGCUUUUUUCCCCGGCCGUUGUGCAGAAAUACUGGCUGAUGGCAAAACCAUAGGAAAACUGGGCGUCCUGCACCCUGACGUCAUCACAAAAUUUGACUUGACUAUGCCUUGUUCAGCCCUGGAAAUAAAUGUGGAGCCAUUCUUGUGAUAAAGAAUCAUCCAUGGAAAUUGCUUUUAAUCACAGACGGGAUAUACAAAAAUGGGCUGACAUAACCUAAUACUUUGAACACCAUUAUCAGUUCAGCCAUCCAUUCGUGUUUUAGGCGACGUCAGGGCACGCUUACCUGCAGGGCAGAUUGAGACCUAAUGUGUGCUCUCCAGCUGGUUUUAUAGACUGCACCCAGUGGACUUUGUGAUAAAUGAGCUCAUACAUUGGUUGUAUUUUAACAGCAUACUGGGAAUACACCUCUGAUACAUUCAGUGAAAGUGCACAGAGGUGUUGAAGAUAAGGAGAUCUAAGGGCCCUUUGACACAGGCCGGCAGAGCAUUGCCCGCUUCUAUGUUGGUUCUUCCCUAUAAUCAUCUUGUUUGUUGGGAGCACAUCCCUGUUACACAGGGCAAAGUGCUGCCCACAGACUGGAAAUGAUUGUAUGGACACUUCCCCAAUAAUUGUCCCAAUCCGCAGUCCAUGUAAAAAGGGCAUCUGUCAGCAGAUUUGUA
Bufo bufo (common toad) is the source of this 2358-nucleotide messenger RNA. RefSeq names its product phenylalanyl-tRNA synthetase subunit beta (gene FARSB). Gene Ontology annotation, molecular function: RNA binding; magnesium ion binding; phenylalanine-tRNA ligase activity. The coding region runs from base 77 to 1846 and encodes 589 amino acids. Gene Ontology annotation, biological process: phenylalanyl-tRNA aminoacylation. Lineage: Eukaryota; Metazoa; Chordata; Amphibia; Anura; Bufonidae. The transcript has 17 exons. The record is from RefSeq and is a predicted model, not a curated record. Gene Ontology annotation, cellular component: cytoplasm; phenylalanine-tRNA ligase complex.